Molecule: messenger RNA, 1678 nt
Organism: Cyanistes caeruleus (blue tit)
Lineage: Eukaryota; Metazoa; Chordata; Aves; Passeriformes; Paridae
Product: membrane cofactor protein
Source: RefSeq, a predicted model, not a curated record
AUGGCUCUGCUGCUGCUGCAGCCACCAGGGACUCGGGGGGCUCAGUGUCCCAUCCCUGCCAUUGAGAACGGGCAGCUGAUCUCCGCUCAGAACUUCACCUGGGGCAGCCCGGCCACUCUGCGCUGCCAGCCCGGCUUUGUGCCGCUGGGCGCUGCCAGCACCGUGCGCUGCACACCCGGCGGCCGCUGGUACCCACGGGUGCCCUCCUGCGUGCCAGGGCAGUGUCCCCACCCUCCCCCUGUGGAAUUCGCCGAUCCCCAGCCCCGCCGGGAGUUCCCGGUUGGGAGCACCGUGAGUUACUCCUGCAGGCUCGGCUUCUCCCCGGUCCCCGGCGUGUCCCCAACCAUCAGCUGUCUUCAGAACUUCACGUGGUCCUCGGUGCCCCGGCUGUGCCAGAAGGUGCAGUGUCCCAGCCCGGUCAUCCCCCACGGGAGAGAGGCCAGCCCCAGGAGAGCCUCCUACACCUUCGGGCAGCAGCUGGAGUUCCAGUGUGAGCCUGGCUUCGCGCUCAGGGGCAGCGAGAGGGUGCAGUGCCUGGCAGAGGGGAUGUGGAGACCCCCCGUGCCCUACUGCGACAGGGUGUGCGACCCCCCUCCCAAAAUCGCCGGCGGGCAGCACUCUGCCCUGGGGGUCAAGCAGUUCCCCUACGGCUUUGAGGUCAAGUACAGCUGUGCAGAGGGGCUGUCCCUCAUCGGGGACGAGUCCAUCUACUGCACCUCCCAGGAUGGCGACAGGCUGGCGUGGAGCGGAGCUGCCCCCGAGUGCAGGCUGAUCCGGUGCCCCAAGCCCGUGGUGGAGAGGGCGAGGAUGACCCCACAGACGUUCACCUUUCCCUAUGGGCUGCUCCUGCACUUCUCCUGUGAUGAAGGCUUCAGGCUGCACGGCGCUGCCCAGAGCCAGUGCCUGGCUGAUGGCACCUGGGGCCCUCCCCUGCCCACCUGCCAGCCAGUGCUGUGUCCAGAACCACGAGUGCUCUACGGAAGGCUGAGAAACCCUUUGGGUGGUGAGAGGUGGUACCAGAGCAAUGAAACCGUCACCUUCGAGUGCCUGCCUGGCUACCAGCUCCCAGACAAUGCCAGGAUGCCUUUGGGAGACGCUGGGACAGCCACGUGUUUGCCUGACGGCAGCUGGACACCGCUGCCCAAGUGUGUGAAAGAAGAUGAUGCUGAUGUGUGCCAAGAGGUUCAUUACAUUAAAUCGACCUUUGAAUGUGGCGUGCCUGUAGAAGAGCUGAAAAGUCUGCUGGAAAUACAGAAGCUGUUCCUGGAGAUUAAAAAACUCCAGGCGGAACUCGAAAACUGAAACAAAACUGGAUCCCUGCGACACUCACCUUUCCUUUGGUGAUCUCACAGUUUGUGCAGUCACAGCAUCUCUGAGAGGGCUCUGGGUGAUUUUAUGGUUUAUGUUUGCAUGCCUGGAGUCAGAAAAAUAAACACCAGGGCAUGGGAGGCUGCUUUUGCUGUGCUGGAUGCCAGGGCAGGGAGUGGGUUUUGCUCUAACCUACAAGCUUGAUUUGCUCUUUAACUAAAAAAUUGUUCCACAUUUCACAUCAGGAAGCAUAGAAAAAUUAAAUGUAGCUUUUUAAAGAAAAAGCUGUCUUAACUGUGGUAAGCUGAGGCAAAUGGGAGCGAAGUCCAGAAAAGCUGAGGUGAGUCCAGAGCUGGCUCUGAGCUCUGUG